This is a messenger RNA of Triticum urartu, 861 nucleotides long. Lineage: Eukaryota; Viridiplantae; Streptophyta; Magnoliopsida; Poales; Poaceae. The record is from RefSeq and is a predicted model, not a curated record.
AUGGUCAGUUCGAUAUUGGAUGGUGUGGUGGUGGUGGACUGGUGGUGGGGCGUGCUACCAUGCAUGUUCUGUGCAACUGGCGACAACAACGACGAGUGCGGGGGUUCUUCUUCUGAAGAUGAGCAGGAGACCUGCGACGUCGCCGGCCUGCCUUCCGGCAAGGGCAAGCAGCUGAAGAGCCAGCCCCUGGACAAGUACAGCGGCUACCUGAGAGGCCUCUGGAGGGAGCUCUCCGGGAAGAAGAAGAAGAAGAAGAGCGGGAGGCUGCCGAGGGAGGCGCGCCAGAGGCUCCUGCACUGGUGGCAGCUGCACCAGGGAUGGCCCUACCCAUCGGAACCGGAGAAGCAGGCGUUGGCUGAGUCGACGGGGCUCGACACGAGGCAGAUCAACAACUGGUUCAUCAACCAGAGGAAGCGGCACUGGAGGUAGGCGCCGCCGGCGACGAGCAGCAGGUUGCAGCAUAUCAACGCCGGUGCUUCCAGCAGCACCUCUCCUGCCGUCCUUGGGAUGGAAGGCCAGCACUUCACCGGACGGAAUGGGUAUCCCGACGGUGGUCCGUUGAGACUCUGAUCAGUGGGCAUAUACCAUCGUAUUCCACACACGUCCAGACGUGCCUGCGGUAGAUUUGAUUUAUUGCAGAGUGAAGUUCAUGAUAGAGCGUAAACGUGAUCAACUCAACAAUAAUUUUUCCAACCAUAACUAUAGUUAAAUAAUGAGGCCGGUAUAAGCCAUCAUGCCCAGCUAGGUGUAAAAGAAUGUAUAUUGGGCGGGGCCGGAAUGGGCCAGGCCAAGUGAAAACACUUCAUUCCUUCUCUCAAGGCUAAUUUAUGUGAAUUGACAGAAUAGAGAGAUUGUCUAAAA